GACAUACCUUUUGAUUUCCCUCGAUCGGUUCUUAAAUUCAAAUAAAUAAAUGAGAAUGAAAAAAGUAGUAAUAAAAAGAGUGGAAGUGCUCAAUGCUCAGUUUUGAGUUUUGACAAACUUAAGUAACAAAAUUGCAUACCACUUUUGAACAUACCCUAAACAUAAGGUACCAUUUCUGUGAUAUUCUCAUAAAUAAAGUAAUAGUAGUAGUACAUCAUAUCCACCAAAGCAAAGUAAAUAGUACUAAAUAGUGAAGACCCCCUUAUCCCCAACAGCAGAACAAAAAGAAGAAAAAGAAGAUGAUGAGCCUCUCCAUUGCCUCACCUUCCAGUGUUACCUUCACUUCCAAGAUUAACAACCUCUCCACCUCCUCUUUCCAUGGCAUUCAGUUCCCCAAAAUCAUUCAGGCGCCUGCACCUAACGCGCCGCGUCUUUCUUGGUCGCCUUUGGUGGUGAAAAUGGCGAAAAGGGAAGAGGAAUUGAUGGAUAUUAGAGCAAAGACUACUGAAGAGCUACAAGAAGAGAUUGUUGACCUUAAAGGUGAACUCUUUAUGCUUCGUCUUCAAAGGUCUGCCAGAAAUGAGUUCAAGUCUAGCGAGUUUUUGAGAAUGCGCAAAAGGAUUGCAAGGAUGCUUACAGUUAAACGGGAGAGAGAGCUUGAAGAAGGGAUUAACAAGAGGAUAUCGAGGAAGCUCGACCGGAAAUGGAAGAAAAGCAUUGUCCCUAGACCACCCCCCUCUUUGAAGAAGCUACGAGAGGAGGAGGCAGCUGAAGAAGCUAAGGAAUCUACCUGAUUUAAGACACUCAAAAUUAGCAGGCAAAUAUUGUAUUUUCUUUUCUAGAUUCUCCUCUCAUUUGGUUGCUUCACCACACGUAUAGUCUGCAACUGCUCCUGAGUUUUUGUAUUAAACCAGCUUAAUUUGCAACUGAUCAUACUAUGUUUCCAACCAUUGAGGAUGGUGUUAAUUUUCUUCCACUCAAAAUUGUACCUGAAUGGUGAAAUCUAUUUCGGUUUCUGCCUA
Messenger RNA from Capsicum annuum, 1022 nucleotides. Its product is annotated as 50S ribosomal protein L29, chloroplastic. Gene Ontology annotation, molecular function: structural constituent of ribosome. The coding region runs from base 300 to 794 and encodes 164 amino acids. NCBI's taxonomy places the organism in Eukaryota, Viridiplantae, Streptophyta, Magnoliopsida, Solanales, Solanaceae. Gene Ontology annotation, biological process: translation. Gene Ontology annotation, cellular component: chloroplast; ribosome. The transcript is spliced from 2 exons. The record is from RefSeq and is a predicted model, not a curated record.